CAAAGUCUACAUUUUCAGAAACUUCUUCUUUAUUAGAAAGUACACAUACAACAACAGAAAUUUCUACUACCAGUGAAGCAACAACUUCAAUUUCCACCAGUGAAUCAACAACUUCCAUUUCAACCUCCACCACGGAGUUACCUACAAUUACAAUGCCAAAUUCUACAUUUUCAGAAACUUCUUCUUCUUUAGCAAGCACACAUACAACAGUAGAAGUUUAUACUACCAGUGAAACAAAAACUUCAAUUCCCACCAGUGAAAUAACAACUUCCAUUUCAAGCUCUCCCACUGAGUUACCUAUAAUCACAGCAACAAAGUCUACAUUUCCAGAAACUUCUUCUUCAUUAGAAAGCACACAUACAACAACAGAAGUUUCAAUUACCAGUGAAUCAACAACUUUAAUUCCCACCAGUGAAACAACAGCAACUUCCAUAUCAAGUUCUGCUACUGAGUUACCCAUAAUCACAGUAACAAAGUCUACAUUUCCAGAAACUUCUUCUUUAUUAGAAAGCACACAUACAACAACAGAAACUUCUACUACCAGUGAAGCAACAACUUCAACUUUCACCAGUCAAUCAACAACUUCCAUUUCAACCUCUACCACUGAGUUACCUACAAUUACGAUACCAAAUUCUACAUUUUCAGAAACUUCUUUUUCUUUAGAAAGCACACAUACAACAACAGAAGUUUCUAUAGCCAGUGAAACAACAAGUUCAAUUCCCACCAGUGAAUCAACAACUUCCAUUUCAACCUCUACCACUGAGUUACCUACAAUUACGAUACCAAAUUCUACAUUUUCAGAAACGUCUUCUUCUUUAGCAAGCAUGCAUACAACAACAGAAGUUUCUACUACCAGUGAAACAACAACUUCAAUUCCCACCAAUGAAACAACAACUUCCAUUUCAAGUUCUACCACUGAGUUACCCAUAAUCACAGUAACAAAGUCUACAUUUCCAGAAACUUCUUCUUCAUUAGAAAGCACACAUACAACAACAGAAGUUUCUACUACCAGUGAAACAACAACUUCAGUUCCCACCAGUGAAACAACAACUUCCAUUUCAAGUUCUCCCACUGAGUUACCUAUAAUCACAGUAACAAAGUCUACAUUUCAAGAAACUUCUUCUUCAUUAGAAAGCACACAUACAACAACAGAAGUUUCAAUUAUCAGUGAAUCAACAACUUUAAUUCCCACCAGUGAAACAACAGCAACUUCCAUAUCAAGUUCUGCUACUGAGUUACCCAUAAUCACAGUAACAAAGUCUACAUUUCCAGAAACGUCUUCUUUAUUAGAAAGCACACAUACAACAACAGAAACUUCUACUACCAGUGAAGCAACAACUUCAACUUUCACCAGUCAAUCAACAACUUCCAUUUCAACCUCUACCACUGAGUUACCUACAAUUACGAUACCAAAUUCUACAUUUUCAGAAACUUCUUUUUCUUUAGAAAGCACACAUACAACAACAGAAGUUUCUAUAACCAGUGAAACAACAAGUUCAAUUCCCACCAGUGAAUCAACAACUUCCAUUUCAACCUCUACCACUGAGUUACCUACAAUUACGAUACCAAAUUCUACAUUUUCAGAAACGUCUUCUUCUUUAGCAAGCAUGCAUACAACAACAGAAACUUCUACUACCAGUGAAACAACAACUUCAAUUCCCACCAGUGAAACAACAACUUCCAUUUUAAGUUCUAUCACUGAGUUACCCAUAAUCACAGUAACAAAGUCUACAUUUCCAGAAACUUCUUCUUCAUUAGAAAGCACACAUACAACAACAGAAAUUUCUACUACCAGUGAAACAACAACUUCAGUUCCCACCAGUGAAACAACAACUUCCAUUUUAAGUUCUAUCACUGAGUUACCCAUAAUCACAGUAACAAAGUCUACAUUUCCAGAAACUUCUUCUUCAUUAGAAAGCACACAUACAACAACAGAAAUUUCUACUACCAGUGAAACAACAACUUCAGUUCCCACCAGUGAAACAACAACUUCCAUUUUAAGUUCUCCCACUGAGUUACCCAUAAUCACAGUAACAAAGUCUACAUUUCCAGAAACUUCUUCUUUAUUAGAAAGCACACAUACAACAACAGAAGUUUCUACUACCAGUGAAGCAACAACUUCAAUUUUCACCAGUGAAUCAACAACUUCCAUUUCAACCUCCAACACGGAGUUACCUACAAUUACAAUACCAAAUUCUACAUUUUCAGAAACUUCUUCUUUAGCAAGCACACAAACAACAACAGAAGUUUAUACUACCAGUGAAACAAAAAUUUCAAUUCCCACCAGUGAAAGUACAACUUCCAUUUCAACCUCAACCACUGAGUUACCAAUUACGAUACCAAAUUCUACAUUUCCAGAAACAACAAGCAGAAAUAUAUCAAGCUCUACGCACCAAACUUCUAAAGCUGUUUCCAGCACCAUUCCCACCACCCAAACUAUUUCAACACACCUUUCUGCUACAACCAAAGCUUCAAACAAUUUAUGUCCUCAGUAUUUAAGUGGAAAUGAUUGUCAGAAUGGAGAUAACUUUAUAGGCAUCAUAAUAGAUUACAACAUUGUGCCCCCUAAAGCCAUUAACAUGCUAAUUACAUUAAAUCUAAUUUUUAAUGAUAAUUUGAAAAAUUAUUCCUCACAAGACUACAUAAACCUGGCCAAUGUGAUCAACAAGGUUUUUAGUGAAACAUACAGCAAUGCUGCCCCACUUUACUUCGUCAAGAUGAUUCUGCAUGGAUUUAGCCAAGGAAGUGUCAUUGCUAACACCUCUGGGAUCUACAACUACCCCAACAAUCAGACGGGCAUCGACUUCAUAAACAACAAUCUGACUACGAAUCUUAUCAAUGCAUUUACAAACAUGAACAUAAGUGAACUCAAUACAACUGUGAUUAAUGUGACAACAACACCUGAAUCAUCUCCAAUAACAAAUGUUGUGCAACUAAAGAGUUACAUAUCAUGCGGUCUAAAUUUUACUGGUUAUAACAUGACCUGCAACCAGUCUUGCUUGUGUGUGGGGCCUUGUGAGCAGAAACCUGGUUACUGUCAACAUAACGGCACUUGCUACAAUCAAGUCAGUGGGCCUGUAUGCAAUUGUACAGGUCCAUAUACAGGAGAAACUUGUCAAGAUACAAUAUCAACAAUGCCUUCCUUCACUACAAUAAGUGAAUCUGUAACAACUGCAACGGAAACAACAGCAUCCACUUCAAAACCAGUAACUGAGAUAUCUAUAAUUACUUCACAAAAUACUACAUCUUCUCAAAAUACCACAUCUUUGGAAACAUCAGUCCAAUUCACAGAGAAAUCAGCAAGCCCACGUACAUCAAAUUCUUCCCCAGAGACACCUGAAACUGCUUCUUCCAUAACUGUAUCAUCUCCAAGAUCUGUCAUAUCUACUCAUGAAUACACCAGUUUACAACCUGAAAGCAGCAGUUCUACUGCAGUUCCUACUGAACCUUCAACCUCAAGUUCAACUCAUUUAGAGAAUUUAACCACUGCAACAUCAGAAUCCAAAAGUGUAACUUCUCAUCUAUUUUCAACUGCUAGUAUAACAGAAACAAAAACACUGUUUUCAACAUCAUUGAGCUCUGAAGUGCCCUCAACAAGCACAGGAUCCUCUACUGCAACUCAUACUACACCUUUAGAGUCAUCUACUACUGAGAUACCUAUAGUAAAUCUAACAACUACAAUGUUUUCUGAAACAUCUGUUCAAUAUACAGAAACGCCAACCAGCACAAAUAUACCAAGCACUACACAUCAAACUUCUGAAACCAUUUCCAUAAUUGCAUCUUCUCCAAGAACUACUAUAUCAACAGAACAGGCAACUGAAAGCAGCAUUAGCAGCACAGUUUCUUCAGAAGCCCCAAGCCCAGUUUCCACUACUGCCACUGUAACAAAUGAAUCCCACAGUGUUACAACUCAUCCUGUUACUAGUAAUGGCACAUCACAACAAAGUACCCAGUAUCUUACAUCAUUAACUAGUUCUGAGACUCCAUCAUUACACACUGAAAUUUCUUCUGCAGUCCCUGAAUUUUCCUCUGUUUCACCAAUUCGUACGGAGUCCUCAAAGGUUACUUUACAGAGUACCACAUCUUUGGAAACAUCUUCUACGGAACUUAUAAGCUCAAGUUCAUCUCAUCCAAAGACCAGCUCAAGUGCAACAUCUGAAACCCACAGUGUUACAGCUUAUCCAGUUAUUACUCCUACUGGUAUUUCAGAACAAAGCACACUUUAUUCUACAUCAUUAAGCAGCAAUGAAGUACCAUCGACUAGCAUAGAAACGUCUCCUGUAACUCAUACUGUAUAUUCAUCUUCAUCCCUUAGUACUCAACAGUCUACAGUUACUUUUCAAAAUACCACAUCUUUGGAAACAUCAGUUCAAUUCACAGAGCCAUCAGCAAGCCCACGUACAUCAAAUUCUUCCCCAGAGACACCUGAAACUGCUUCCAUAACUGUAUCAUCUCCAAGAUCUGUCACAUCUACUCAUGAAUACACCAGUUUACAACCUGAAAGUAGCAGUUCUACUGCAGUUCCUACUGAACCGUCAACCUCAAGUUCCACUCAUUUAGAGAAUUUAACCACUGCAACAUCAGAAUCCAAAAGUGUCACUUCUAAUCUAUUUUCAACUGCUAGUAUAACAGAAACAAAAACACUGUAUUCAACAUCAUUGAGCUCUGAAGUGCCCUCUACAAAAACAGAAUUCUCUACUGCAACUCAUACUACACCUUUAGUGUCAUCUACUACUGAGAUACCUAUAGUAAAUCUAACAACUACAAUGUCCUCUGAAACCUCUGUUCAAUAUACAGAAACACCAACCAGCACAUAUUUACAAAGCACUACACAUCAAACCUCUGAAAGCAUUUCCAUUAUUGCAUCUUCUCCAAGAACUACUAUAUCAACAGAACAGGCCACUGAAAGCAGCAUUAGCAGCACAGUUUCUUCAGAAGCCCCAAGCCCAGUUUCCACUACUGCCACUGUAACAAAUGAAUCCCACAGUGUUACAACUCAUCCUGUUACUAGUAAUGGCACAUCACAACAAAGUACCCAGUAUCUUACAUCAUUAACUAGCUCUGAGACUCCAUCAUUACACACUGAAAUUUCUUCUGCAGUCCCUGCAUUUUCCUCUGUUUCACCAAUUCGUACGGAGUCCUCAAAGGUUCCUUUACAGAGUACCACAUCUUUGGAAACAUCUUCUACAGAACUUAUAAGCUCACGUUCAACUUAUCCAAAGACCAGCUCAAGUGCAACAUCUGAAACCCACAGUGUUACAGCUUAUCCAGUUAUUACUCCUACUGGUAUUUCAGAACAAAGCACACUUUAUUCUACAUCAUUAAGCAGCAAUGAAGUACCAUCAACUAGCAUAGAAACGUCUCCUGUAACUCAUACUGUAUAUUCAUCUUCAUCCCUUAGUACUCAACAGUCUACAGUUACUUUUCAAAAUACCACAUCUUUGGAAACAUCAGUUCAAUUCACAGAGUCAUCAGCAAGCCCACGUACAUUAAACUCUUCCCCAGAGACAUCUGAAACUGCUUCCAUAACUGUAUCAUCUCCCAGAUCUGUCAUAUCUACUCAUGAAUACACCAGUUUACAACCUGAAAGCAGCAGUUCUACUGCAGUUCCUACUGAACCUUCAACCUCAAGUUCAACUCAUUUAGAGAAUUUAACCACUGCAACAUCAGAAUCCAAAAGUGUAACUUCUCAUCUAUUUUCAACUGCUAGCAUAACAGAAACAAAAACACUGUAUUCAACAUCAUUGAGCUCUGAAGUGCCCUCCACAAGCACAGAAUUCUCUACUGCAACUCAUACUACACCUUUAGUGUCAUCUACUACUGAGAUACCUAUAGUAAAUCUAACAACUACAAUGUCUUCGGAAACCUCUGUUCAAUAUACAGAAACACCAACCAGCACAAAUAUACCAAGCACUACACAUCAAACUUCUGAAACCAUUUCCAAUAUUGCAUCUUCUCCAAGAACUAUUAUAUCAACAGAACAGGCCACUGAAAGCAGCAUUAGCAGCACAGUUUCUUCAGAAGCCCCAAGCCCAGUUUCCACUACUGCCACUGUAACAAAUGAAUCCCACAGUGUUACAACUCAUCCUCUUACUAGUCCUGGUACAUUACAACAAAGUACCCAGUAUCUUACAUCAUUAACUAGCUCUGAGACUCCAUCAUUACACACUGAAAUUUCUACUGCAGUCCCUACAUUUUCCUCUGUUUCACCAAUUCGCACUGAGUCCUCAAUGGCAAACACAUAUCCUACUAAAACUACAACUAUAUUUUCAGAACAAAGCACUUUGUACCCCACAUCACUGAGAAUCAGUGAAAAGCCUUCUUUAAAUACAGAAACAUCUGUUGCAUUUAAUACUACAACAUUAACGUCACAGACAAGCACGGGACGGCCUGUAACUUCACAGAAUUCUACUUCUACAGAGUCUCCAACAAGUACACAUUUAUCAAAGCCUUCAGUGCAGACAUCUGUUUCUCCUUCUGCAUCUUCGCUAAUACCAGUUUUAUCUACAACACCAAGAACAAGCAAUGUAGAAACUACAAAUAGUGUCUCCAGGACAACUGCAGUUUCAAGUGUUAGAUCUACGGCACUCGAAACUACUAACAAUAAAACUCUGUUUACUACUAUCAGUCAAUCAACAACUAUUGUUUCAACUGUUUCAACAGGAAGCAGUCAAGGCAAAACAAGUAAUUCAACUACUUCAGCUCAAAGAACAAGCACUGUUCUAAAUAUAUAUUCUUCUUCUACUAACAACUCUUCUCCUCAGUGCGCAAGCAAUGGAAAUCAGAAUUGUACCUAUAAUGCUGUCACACAACAAUGUGACUGUAUUUGUAAUGACAAUUUCCUUGGAACAUCAUGUGCAUAUGGGCAAAAUUUUACUUCUGCUGUUGUAGAUAAUAGCACGGUUCCAAGGAUGAUAAUAAAAGUCGACCUCUAUGUAAACACAUCAUUUAUGAAUGCCUUGCUAAAUAUAACGUCACCAGAAUACAUCAACAUGACAAAUAUUAUGAUUCAAAUUCUCACUCCAGUCUACAGAAAAGCAUCUCCCCAAUACUUUGAUAAAGUAGAAAUCAAUGGCUACAGUCAAGGAAGUAUUAUUGUGAAGAGUGCAGGACUUUACCUUUACCCAAAUGAUCAAACUGGUAUAAAUUUCCUGAACACCAAUCUGAAAACUGUUGUGAAUCAGACUUUCCAGGAAUCACUAUCCAGUCUAACCAAUCAGCUGAAAUCUUACACCUCUUUGUAUAAUAUCACCGCGGGGGCCUCAAAUAUAACAGACAUUCACCAGAUGGCAAAAUACAUUAUCUGCAGUGUCAAUUAUAUGGGUUACCAAGUCAUCUGUAAUAAUCAGACCUGUUCUUGCAUCGGCCCUUGUUAUAAUAAUACAUCCUACUGUAAUUACCAUGGAGACUGCUUCAAUGCACAGAAUGGACCAAUCUGCCAGUGCUACACUUUCCAAUAUUAUCAGUAUGAAGGAAACCACUGUGACCUAUAUACACGUACGGGAGGUUUUUAUGGAGUGCUCUUUGGCGUCCUUGGCUCCGCCUUUCUUCUUCUCCUUGUGGUACUAAUUGCAAUAAUAAUCUUGCAAAAGAAGAGAAGGCUUGGUGGAUUUAAAGAGCGACGUGACUCUCGAAGAUGGUUUACGCUAGAUGAAGAGUACUCACACUUUCCUCACACCGAUAUGGAUGAGGUGGCAAGAGCCUCAGGCGUAGGAAAUUUAGCAUUCUGGUCUGGAAAUUAUAAUGUUGAAGGAAGUGAGCUUGGCCAAAGUGAUCUUUCACAAGGAGUCUACAGGCCUAAUCUGGAUAAAAUAGAUACUCUACAGUCGUUCCAUAUACAAAGACCAGAGCUGAUCGUCCCCAGCAAUGAACAAACAUAAUCCCAGGUGUUAUUUUAUAUACUUAUUGCCUCGGUUGUGUUCAUAUUACAAGAACUGCAUACAUUAAUGUAAUGGGCUAAAUUAAGCCAUACCAGGCUGUACUGCUGAUGGAAGAAAAAGUACGACUUAUGGAGGACAUUACCAUUAUUAGACAGCUGUAAAUACUGGAUACUAUGGAAACCAUGGCUGUAUAUAUGGAAGACAAAUGAAUGUAUAAUUACAUGUCCCACCAUGUGAUUACAACUAUGAAUUGUCCUAGAAUGCUAUCCCAGAAUAACAUCUACUUCACACUACACAUCUAUAUACACCUUUAUGCAACAAAUAAACCCAAACCCCCCACCCUACUCUCAUCUCCCCACACAAUCUCUUUGAUUCCCCCUAUUUAUUCUGAAUAAAGAAUGAUAAGGAUAUGUAAGCAAGAAUUAUUUUUGCACAUUAACACGCUUAAUUGUGUAUGUUUAUAUAUUAAGAUUAAUAUAUUUUUUCAUAUUUUUAUUUUGUUUACCAGUGCAGUUUGUAAAAGGAUAUAUGAACAAAGCCUUUAUGAGAUCUAUGUUUGCUGCCACAAUAGAUCGUAAAGGGAAGAUAAUGCACUUAUUUUGCACAUAAAAUAUAUGAAAUACGUGAACAUAAUAAUGAAUGUAUUUUUGUAAAGAGGUACUUGAACAUUGAAUGUAUUUACAGAUUAAUAUAUUAUUUAUCUAUUGUUAUUAUCUUAAAGUAUAUUUCAUGAAAUGUUUCAUGGUAAGUGAAUAUGUUACCAGAUGAUACCAUGAAAAGCCAAUAAACAUAUGCCAGCCUCUAAA
Molecule: messenger RNA, 8686 nt
Organism: Xenopus tropicalis (tropical clawed frog)
Lineage: Eukaryota; Metazoa; Chordata; Amphibia; Anura; Pipidae
Exons: 14
Coding region: 153-7880 (2575 amino acids)
Source: RefSeq, a predicted model, not a curated record